This is a messenger RNA of Dioscorea cayenensis subsp. rotundata (Guinea yam), 2636 nucleotides long. RefSeq names its product G-type lectin S-receptor-like serine/threonine-protein kinase At5g24080. Gene Ontology annotation, molecular function: ATP binding; protein serine/threonine kinase activity. The coding region runs from base 1 to 2517 and encodes 838 amino acids. Lineage: Eukaryota; Viridiplantae; Streptophyta; Magnoliopsida; Dioscoreales; Dioscoreaceae. The record is from RefSeq and is a predicted model, not a curated record. The transcript has 5 exons. Gene Ontology annotation, biological process: protein phosphorylation.
AUGGCUUGUCUUCAUUACCUUGUUUUUCUCUCUCUAUUUGUAGAGCUUGCCAUCUUUUCGACGGGCCAGAUACCGAUUGGUUCACAGCUUUCAGCCAGUCAAAAACAAGUUUGGCUAUCCGAGAACAGCACCUUCGCAUUUGGAUUCACUUCCUCUGGUUCUGAUGGUCAGUUCUUGCUUGCAAUUUGGUACUCUAAACUCCCUGGUGAUCCAACAGUAACAUGGUCUCCUAACAGAGAAUCUCCGGUUGGAAGUGACGCCACAGUCAAGCUUGAUCUCACUGGGAACCUGGUCUUGGUUGAUGGCAGUUCUUCAUUGUGGAUGUCGAACACCUCUCACCAAGGAGUGAAGUAUGCAGUGAUGUCGGAAUCCGGGAGCUUCAUUCUCUACAAUGGAAGUAACAACGACAGCCAGAUUGCGUGGCAGAGCUUCUGGCACCCUUCAGACACACUCCUCCCUGGCCAGCAAUUGACCGGCUCCCUUGAACUAUCAUCGGUCAAGUCCUCACUUGGUUAUUAUUCACUUAAAAUGCUUCAGCAACGCACUUCUCUUAGCCUCGCCUUGACAUAUGUUUCACUGGAGUCCUCUGGUGCAUCGCCGGAGUACUAUGCAAACUACUCCUACUGGUCGAGCCCAGAGAUAUCAAAUGCAACAGGUGAUGUGGUUGCAGUGCUGGACCAGUCAGGGAAUUUCGGUAUCAUGUAUGGAUCAUCUUCAUCUGGGACGAUGUAUGUGCACAAGAAUGAUAGUGGAGGGAGCACAUCUCCCAGAAGGAUCACAAUUGGAACCGAUGGAAAUCUUCGUCUCUACCGGUGGGAUGAAGCCUGGGUCACUGAAUGGUCAGCGUUGUCAAACCCAUGCAUGGCUGCUGGAGUUUGUGGCAGUGGUGUGUGUACUCUAGAUUCAAGCAAGACUAAUUCCAGCUGCACUUGCUUGCAGGAGAAUUCAUCAGCGAGCUCAGGAGAUAAGGCUUGUUCUUUGGGCGCAUCAAAGCCUUCUCCAGUGAAAUGUAGUGAAAAUCACAGCAUUGGAAUUACGAUGGAAACAGUGGCACAAACAAACUACUACUUCUCUGGUGCUUCCACCAUUAAGAAUUACAGCAAUGUGAUGGUAGCCUCACAAUGCGCCGAGCACUGCCUCUCUGACUGUGAUUGUGUUGCGGCAGUUUACGGGCUUGAGGACGACAAACCAAGCUGUUGGACCCUGAAGAGUCUGGUGUUCGGAGGAUUUCAAGAUCCUAGUGCAACUCUCUAUAUGAAGGUUGGUUCCAAUGGCUCCCAAGCUGGAGGAAGUUCCAGUGGCGAUUCAUCAUCGAGCAAGGGUGCUCAAGCGGUUGUUCUUCCAUUGGUUCUAUGUACCUCUGCUGUGAUUGUCCUAUUAAUCUUCCUGUUAUGCUACAACAUUCGGAGGAGGAGAAUAAUGCGACACCACGCAAUCAGUAGCUCGCUGAGCUUCCCUGGAGCUCCUGUAUUUUUCAGUUACCAUGUUCUGCAAUCUGCAACCGGAAAUUUCUCUCGAUUAAUUGGGACAGGGGGUUUCGGAAGCGUGUACAAGGGGACACUCAGAGAUGGGACCUUGAUUGCAGUAAAGAAGCUGGAAAGAAUGUUGCCACAAGGUGAAAGGGAGUUCAUAACUGAAGUCACUACCAUUGGCUCCAUGCAUCACAUGAACUUGGUCAGUCUCUGUGGAUUCUGCUCUGAAGGUUCACAUAGACUUCUUGUUUAUGAGUACAUGAGCAAUGGAUCACUGGAUAAGUGGAUUUUCCCGACGCACGAGCAGCAGGACAAGCUUCUAGACUGGAAGACUCGCUUUAAUAUAGCGAUCGCCAUUGCUGAAGGUAUUGCUUAUUUCCAUGAGCAGUGCAGGAAUAGGGUCAUACAUUGUGACCUCAAGCCAGAGAACAUACUCUUAGAUGAUGAUUUAUGUCCAAAGGUUUCUGAUUUCGGACUGGCUAAGCUAAUGAACAGAGGCCACUCUGAAGUCAUUACUAUGGUUAGAGGCACAAGAGGGUACUUAGCACCGGAAUGGAUCAGCAGCCGGCCGAUCACUGUCAAAGCCGAUGUUUACAGUUACGGAAUGCUACUUCUAGAGAUAAUCGGAGGCCGGAGAAAUCUGGACAUGUCUCUCAAUGCAGAAGACUACUACUAUCCAGGAUGGGCUUUCAAGGAAAUGACUAACGGUACGCCGCUGCAUGCUGCGGACCGAAGACUAGAAGGGAAGGUUGAUGAAGAGGAAAUGGUGAGAGCUCUCAAGUGUGCAUUUUGGUGCAUCCAAGAAGAAGCAUGGAGCAGGCCAUCAAUGGGAGAAGUGGUGAGAAUGUUGGAAGGAUCAGUUGAAAUCAAUGAACCACCAAUGCCUCAAGCAAUACUAGAGUUAAUGGAUGAAGGAUUGGAGAACAUUUAUAAGGCCAUGAAAAGGGACCUCUUCGCUUAUCCCAUCACUUCCUCCUCUGUGAUUACCAGCCAACCAUCGUCCUCAAGAGCAACAUGCAGUUACUCCACUAUGUCACCCAGAUAGAAACUAAUUAAUGGCUAUUUAUUGUAAUCUAAACCGGAAAAUCAAACUCAAAUGGUUCAAAAUUCUGGUGGGGUUUCAGAGUUUCUAUACCAUUUGAAGUGUUCCGGAUGUUUAAUGAU